This is a messenger RNA of Prorocentrum cordatum, 537 nucleotides long. Lineage: Eukaryota; Dinophyceae; Prorocentrales; Prorocentraceae. The record is from the annotation of a GenBank genome assembly.
AUGCCGAACGUCUUCAGUUUCGUCGUGCCUAUCUACAUGAGCGGCCAUGGAUGCAAUAACAUAUUUCGCCAACGUAUCGCUCCAGCCUGGUGCGUGAAGCCGAAGGACGACAACUACACCAUGGACAUCGUGCCGACGAAGAUGAAGCUGGAUAUUCCCGAAAGCCUCCGUCUCGGACCCACGGCGGCGAAGCAUAUCGAUGUGUCUGUCAGUCUUCUUCACGGUCUGCCCGAGAAGGAUCUGCCCCAGGGGCAGCUCAUGCCGCAGGGCAUCCUGCUGACCCGUCCCAGCUUCGCCGACGAGGUUCUGAAGUCGGAGAAGAAGACGAACGCCAAGGCCAUCGAGAAGCUGACCGAUGAAUUCUUGAGCUUCAUGGGGGUCGGGGCCGCAGCGGACCAGAUGAACCGCAAGUCGAAGGCGAGUGCUGCGAAGGCAGCGCGCGGCUCCGGCGACGCCAGUGGCGAGGAGGAGGAUGAGGGCGAGGAAGUCGAGAACUCCGCAGCAGCAAAGACUGCUGUCAAGUAUCUCACGCGCUAA